Molecule: messenger RNA, 2710 nt
Organism: Pogonomyrmex barbatus (red harvester ant)
Lineage: Eukaryota; Metazoa; Arthropoda; Insecta; Hymenoptera; Formicidae
Product: DNA repair endonuclease XPF mei-9
Biological process (GO): resolution of meiotic recombination intermediates; double-strand break repair via homologous recombination; nucleotide-excision repair involved in interstrand cross-link repair
Cellular component (GO): nucleotide-excision repair factor 1 complex
Molecular function (GO): single-stranded DNA endonuclease activity; damaged DNA binding; single-stranded DNA binding
Source: RefSeq, a predicted model, not a curated record
AACAAUUAAGAAAUUUAAAAAACUAGUUGAAAACUGUCAACAAACAUGUUAGAAUAUGAAAAUCAAAUCUUCCUUGAAAUUCUUCAGGAAGAUGGAUUAGUUAUUACAGCCAAGGGUCUUGGUAUAGAAACUGUUUUUGCAAAUGUGAUAAAAGCUUACUCGGACCCAGGCAAUCUAGUUAUAGUCCUGGGAACCAAUGAUCAUGAUGAGCAUUACUUUAUUGAUUUACUAAAGAGUUAUGGAACAAGUACAUUACCGCGUGUAAUCAAUGCCGAAUGUUCUUCUAAUGAUAGGGAAACAAUGUAUUUGGAGGGUGGAGUGUUUUUUAUAUCCGGUCGUAUUUUGGUGGUAGAUCUGUUAAAAAACAGAGUUCCAUUACAUCUAGUCACUGGUAUUCUUGUAUAUAGAGCUCAUAAUAUUUUGAAUGCUUAUCAAGAGGCAUUUGCGUUGCGUCUAUACAGACAAAAUAACAAAACUGGAUUUAUCAAAGCAUUCACAAAUUCAUCACUGGCCUUCACAGUUGGAUAUUCACAAGUAGAACGAGUCAUGAAAACUCUGUUUGUGAAAAAAUUAUAUUUAUGGCCGCGCUUUCACACAACGGUUAAUAAUUGUUUAUCUAAACAUGAACCCGAAGUUAUAGAACUACAUGUGCAGCUCACACCAAAAAUGCAGAGCAUUCAAACUACUUUGCUUGAUAUUAUGAAUUAUACUGUGAAAGAAUUAAAGAGACUCAAUAAAUAUUUAGAUUUAGAUGAAUUGACUGUGGAGAAUGCAAUAGCAAAGAAGUUUCACAAGCAAUUACAUUUACAAAUAGAUCCAAUCUGGCAUCAGCUUAGUACAACAACCAAACAAUUGUUUUCUGAUUUAAAAACAUUACGUUCUCUUGUCAUAUCUUUAACAUAUGAAGAUUCCGUUUCAUUUUAUGCCAUGUUAAAUCGUUUACGGACUAUGGAAUAUGCUAUGAAAGCCGGUGGUUGGAUAAUGUUAGAUGAAUUCGAGAAUUUGUUUAAAUAUGCCAAAAGCAGAGUUUAUACAGAUAAGAAUGACUUGAAACUGGAAUCAAACCCAAAAUGGGAAGCUUUAUCUGAAGUUUUAACUGAGAUUCAAGAACAGAAACAUCAAAAAAAAGAUUAUGAAAAUAUUGAUAAAGUUCUCAUUUUAGUACAUGACAACAAUAUAUGUCGUCAAUUAAAGAAUUAUUUAACUAUGGGAGCAAAACAAUAUUUACUUUAUGAAGCUUUAAAAAAAUUAUCACAUAAUAAGGAACAGAAGACAAGUGGAGAUAGUGGAAAGAAUGCAAAAGAUAAACAACCAACAUCUGAAAGUAAUACAGAUGAAGAAACGCAAGAGAUUCCAGAUACUUACAUACUCACUUUAUCGCAAAAAUGUACGAAAGAGCAAGAAGAAAAUCAACCCAGCACUUCAUCCAAACAAGAUGUAAAACAUCAGACAUUAUUUGAAGAAUGUUCGCAAAUUGCAGAAUUUGAUUUAAGUAAAGAGAUUUAUGCAGCAUCCGCACCUAUCGUUUUCAUACAAGCCAUAAAGAAAGGGGGAGAUCCGAUGGCUUUACAACGAACAUUAACUGAACAUAUGCCAAACAAUGUUAUUUUGUACAUUGCCGAUAUUGGUACCGUGAGACAACUAGAGAUAUAUCAGAAUAAUAAUCCGUCAUUAAAUCUGAAAAUAUAUUUUUUGAUUUAUGGUGGGUCGGUGGAAGAACAAGAAUAUCUGACUUCUUUACGACGAGAAAAAGAAGCAUUUCAUUCUUUGAUAAAUACAAAAACUACUAUGGUGAUACCAGAAGAUCAAGAUGGAAAAUCAGAAGCUUGUCUGGCUUUUGCAAUUCAAUCAAAUAAUACAGAUCAGGAUAAUACGCGUAAAGGUGGAAUGCAAUCUGAAGCCAAAGUAAUUCCAAAAGUUAUUGUUGAUAUGAGGGAAUUCAGAAGUGAAUUACCAGCUAUUUUAUAUACACGUGGCAUAACAAUCGAACCAGUGACAUUAGUAGUGGGUGACUAUAUUCUAACAUCAGAAAUAUGCGUUGAGAGGAAAAGCAUAUCUGACUUGAUUGGUUCUUUAUUUUCUGGAAGAUUGUAUAAUCAAGCAGUUUCUAUGACAAGACAUUAUGCUAAACCUAUGCUCCUUAUAGAAUUUGAUCAGAAUAAACCAUUCAGUUUUCAAGGCAAUUAUUAUGUUAGUAGAGAUUUUAAACAUACUGAUAUCACAGCAAAAUUACAAUUGCUAACACUUCAUUUUCCUAAAUUAAAAAUUAUAUGGUCCCCUAAUCCACAUGCUACAGCACAGUUAUUUGAGGAACUAAAGCAAGGACGAGAUCAGCCUGAUUCAAAUAUAGCUGCUAAAAUUGGAGCAGAUGAAGAUACAGAAAAUAAACAAAUAAUGAUGGAAAAAUACAAUCCUCACAUCCAAGAUUUUGUAGCUAAGUUGCCAGGUGUAAAUUCGAAAAAUUUGCGUUUUCUAUUAAACAAAGGAAAAUCAUUAGAUCAUCUUAUCACAAUGUCACAAGAAGAACUAAAAGAAAUACUUGGAAAUCAAAAUGAUGCAGAAUUGUUAUAUAAAGCUCUACACGAAAAAUAUUUACCAACAGGUGAAGGCUCGUCAUCAGGCAAAGGUGUUUCUAAGGUACGUGGUAAAAAAACUUUUUACCAGAGCAAAUAAAAAAUAAUAUGUGGAUAACAUAUAUACUAAUAAAUGU